UUUACAUCCCAUGUGAAUUUCCUGUUUUUAAGCGGACCCAGCACUGAACUGCACAUUCAUCAAAAUAUCAGGACAAUGACUCAGUAGGCUGACUCGGAGCCGACUUGGGGGCCAGGCUGAGCCUCAGUGUGAUCUGGUCUCUUCCACAAGGGCAGCGCAGUCUCACUCCGGAGCGCCCUCCUCGCCUUUUUUCACCGCGCAGUGUACCUUUAAAAGGUUGAACUCGCCAGUGUACGAUCUGCGAGCACUGGAUUGUUUCCCCACUCGGCUCAGCUGUGUGUACCUUCCAGCAGUGACAUGGCAUAGAGACGCUGUGCUGUCAGCAGCAGCAGCAGCAGCAGCAUCCUGCACCAUGGACGCUCUCCGACAGCCGAAGCGGAGCGGAGCCUUCGCCGCGCUGGACACCAUGAUGCCCGUUUGGAUAUUACUGAGCGCGGUGUCAGGACUGAAGGCGGAGGACGGCGGAAUAGAAGAACUUGCCACCGAGAAGGAGGCUGAGGAAAGUCACCGACAGGACAGCGUUAAUUUGCUGACAUUCAUUUUACUGCUGACCUUAACGAUCCUCACCAUAUGGCUCUUCAAGCACAGACGGGUCCGUUUCCUCCACGAAACCGGACUGGCAAUGAUUUACGGUUUGCUGGUAGGUGUGAUUCUGCGGUACGGCAUCCCUGCCACCAGCUACCACAACAAGACACCCCCGAGCUGCUCACUGAAGGAAGGACCUGUCAGCACCCUGCUGCUUAAUGUCAGCGGCAAGUUCUUUGAGUACACCCUCAAAGGGGAGAUCAACUCCAGGGAGAUUAACAAUGUGGAGCAGAAUGAUAUGCUGCGCAAGGUGACGUUUGACCCUGAAGUAUUCUUCAACAUAUUGCUGCCUCCAAUCAUCUUCCACGCUGGGUACAGUCUGAAGAAGAGACACUUCUUCAGGAAUCUGGGCUCCAUUAUAACCUACGCGUUUCUUGGCACUGCCAUCUCAUGUUUUGUCAUUGGGAAUCUAAUGUACGGUGUGGUCAAACUGAUGCAAGUGGUUGGACAGCUGACUGACAAGUUCUACUAUACCGACUGCCUUUUUUUUGGUGCAAUAAUCUCUGCCACAGACCCAGUGACAGUGUUGGCCAUCUUUAAUGAGCUCCAUGCCGAUGGGGAUCUGUACGCUCUGCUGUUUGGGGAAAGCGUAAUGAAUGACGCAGUGGCCAUUGUGCUCUCCUCGUCUAUUGUGGCUUACCAGCCCACUGGAGCAAACACACACAUGUUUGACGCCUCAGCCUUUUUCAAGUCCGUGGGGGUUUUCCUGGGUAUUUUCAGUGGCUCCUUUGUGAUGGGUGCAGCCACAGGAGUCGUCACCGCUCUCGUCACCAAGUUCACUAAACUGCACUGUUUCCCGCUGCUGGAGACGGCCCUCUUCUUCCUCAUGUCCUGGAGCACCUUCCUGCUGGCUGAAGCCUGCGGGUUCACAGGCGUUGUGUCCGUGCUGUUCUGUGGCAUCACACAGGCUCACUACACCUACAACAACCUCUCUGCGGAGUCCACAAAACGCACCAAGCAGCUCUUUGAAGUCCUUCACUUCCUGGCUGAGAACUUCAUCUUCUCCUACAUGGGUCUGGCUCUGUUCACGUUCCAGAAUCACAUUUUCAGCCCUAUUUUCAUCAUCGGCGCUUUUAUUGCCAUAUUCAUUGGAAGAGCUUUCAACAUUUACCCGCUGUCCUUCCUUCUCAACCUCGGCAGAAGACACAAGAUCAAGGGAAACUUCCAGCACAUGAUGAUGUUUGCAGGUCUGCGCGGGGCGAUGGCGUUCGCUUUGGCCAUCCGGGACACGGCCACCUACGCCCGCCAGAUGAUGUUCACCACCACGCUGCUCAUUGUCUUCUUCACUGUCUGGGUGUUUGGUGGUGGGACGACGCCCAUGCUGUCCUGGCUACACAUCAGGGUUGGCGUGGACCCAGAUCAAGACCAGCAGCCCUGCGGAGACAGCUUCCAGGUCCUUCAGGGGGAUGGCUCCCAGGCUGAAGGACAGAGUAAAACCAAACAGGAGAGUGCGUGGCUCUUCAGACUGUGGUACACCUUUGAUCACAAUUACCUGAAGCCCAUUCUGACACACAGCGGUCCACCUCUCACCUCCACUCUGCCUGCAUACUGUGGGCCGCUGGCGAGCUGUCUGACCAGCCCCCAGGCGUACGAGAACCACGAGCAGCUGAGGGACCACGACUCUGACGUCCUCCGUAACGACAGCGACCUGACCUUCACGUUCGGCGACACUGCCAUCACAGCCAACGGGGCCUCAGGUGGUGGAGGGGAUGCGGCCGGCGGGUCGGGCUGGAGCGCGAAUGGCAAAAGGAGCGGCAGCACCUCCGAGGAGGCGCUGGAGCGUGAACUGGACUCCCGCGAGCAGGAGCUGCUGAGCCGCGGCACACGUCUGGUUUUCCCCAUCGAGGAUCACAUCUGACCCUCCAACCUCCAACCUCCCCGCCCUGACCCCCCCAGACCGCCUCGCCCUCGGCUCUCCUGUGGGCAGAGCGUCCAGUCCUUCAGAGAUAAGACAGAGAAGAGAAGUGGGAGUAGACAAGAGGGGAGGCUCUGAGCUCCCUCCAGGCCUGGGAGCAGAGCUCACUGAGCGUUUCAUCCUCAUUACAGAGCUGGAAUUUAUUCUCCAGGAGACAUGUGUCCUCCAGUCAGGAAAUCAACUCUCCAUGCUGAUUGUUUCCUCUGCAUAAACAGGAGGGAAAUCUUUAUGCAGGAUGAGAGGACAAAAAAAAUCAUCAUGCGAGAUUCAAUCUGCACUUUUGAGCAUGUGACACUGUGUUCAGCUGGAGUGGAAAACAAGAAGAAGAAAUGAAAAAUUGCCUGGCAGCCCUCUCUCAUCAUGUGAUCUGACCAGAUUCAGAGUGCAUCAGUGAACACUGAGAAAAGUGGCUUCUUCGCAAUCACACCCAUCUAGUUGCUGAGAUGACGCUACACUAACCAAACUGUAAUAGUUUAUAGAUCAGACAAGAGUUCUGUGGUAUAUUUGUACCAUUCAUCUGAAGCUGCUAAUAGGCCAGUGUUUGGUAUGUCUGUGAUGAUGAUGUCCCUUUGUUUCACACAAAAGCAUCUGUGUGUGGAGGAGACUGUGGCAUGUGAGGAGCUCAGAGAGGGACAGUGAGUGUGUGACCCUCUCAGCCGCCGCAGCCUCUCAUGGGUGAAGUAACAGGGGCGGAGAAUGUGAGCAUGUAAAUAGCAACAAUGCAGAGCUUUGUUCCUCUCGAGUGGGACCGCUUCUUUCAGUGCAUUACGUCCCAUGACUGUUACGAAUCUGUGUAUCUUGUCUCUGAACUGGAUCUUUUUUCUGUGUACAGGGCUGCUUUUCAUAACAAUCCCAUGAACGAGGAACUGAAGGAUUUUGAUGCUGAUUAUAUUGUUUCUUAUGAGAUAAAGCUGAUUUCCCACAACGUAAAAUAAUGAGCUGUGCACUGUAAUACGGUCAUGGAGUAAUUUCAACACUAUAAAAUAAAGAGAAGAGGCCAGUUGCACAAAACACCCUUAAGUCUUUUCCUUAAGGUUUCCUUUAAAUGUUUACUUAUGUAUUUAUGCUUUUCUCCAUGUCUAGGUCUUAUACUGAAGGCAUUACUAAAGACCUUAGCAACCAAAGCAAGCUAAAAAAAACCCUAAAGGUACCUCUGUCUCUAUCUUCACUGCAACACCAUCGAGUUUGUGGUGAUAAGUGAAAAAAACGAACACACUAGGAGAACCCAGUGGAUAUGCUUUUGAUUUUAGACCUUAGAUUUGACUGAAUUCAUUUUUGUUGCAGUUUCUUCCUACAAUUGUCUGGUAGUUGGGAUCAAAUUUACUUAGUAGUUUGUGCUUUCUAUGAUUGUAUCCCUCCAGAAGUUUAAUCUUUUCCUCCUCUGACCAGUAUCAUUCUUUUCUUCUGCCACUUUUCACCAUUGGCCAACUUUGUGAGACGAAAACAGGCGUCAAAAGCCCAAGCAAACAAAUAAUCUCCACGGAAACCUUACUGCUAUUAAAUCUCCUUCAAUGCAAUAAAUGAGUUAAUGUUUUUCCUUAACUAAGGAAACCUUUUAAGGGAUUCUGUGCAACUGUGUAAGCCCCUCAGCUAAAGAGAAAGUAAGCCUUAAGGAGAAAACUUAAGGUGUUUUGUGCUACCCAUCCUAGGCCUUCAUCGUAGUUUGUAACCCUUUGCAAAAAUUUUAUAUUAUAUACUUAUUUUAAAAAGAAUUAAAUGAUCAGAUGUAGAACUGCAACGAUUAGUCGAUAAAGUGAUGAGGUGAUGAACAGAAAAUUAGUCAGCAACUAUUUUGACCCAUCAAAUAAUCAUUUUAGUCUUUUUUUAAGCAAAAAAAGCCAAAUAUUUUCUGGUUUCAUGCCUCUUAAAUGUGACAAUUUGCUCAUUUUCUUUGUUUAACAUGAUAUUUAACUGAAUAGAUGUGGAGGUUUGGACUGUCCGUAGGAUAAAACAAACCAUUUCAAGACUAUUCCUUGAGCUGUGGCUGUCUUCUGAUAUUUUAUUCACAAAACGAUUGAUUGAUAACAAGAAUAACUGUUAUUUAUGGACCUAAUUAGAUGCAUCCUUUUAUGAUGGGCUGCAACUAAAAAUAAUUUGCAUUAUCAAGUAAUCUAUUGAUGAUUUUCUGGAUUAAUUGAUGAGUCAUAGUCUAUAAAAUGUCAGAUGAUCGUAACAAAUGAUAAAUCCCAAUUUACCAGAGCCCAAAGAAAUAUUUGCUUUGUCCAAAAUCCAAAAACAUUUAUAGGUUGCAAAGUACGUCUUCAAACUCCAUCAUUAAUUAGAUUUUUAAACUUAAAGUGUUCAAACUUCAAAUGCCAAAUAAAAGGGAACAGCCACUGAUACCAAAUGCUGACCAUGAGAGAUAAAAAAAAGGAAGUGCUUGCAUAUAAACUCACAGAGCAGCACUCAUAUCAGCAGUGAUCAUAUCAUUCAAAAUUGUCAUUGAUUAGAUAAUUUGCAGAAUAAAUGUCUCACAAAUCGUUCUUAAACCUUAGUUCAUCGGUUAACGUGAUAUUUUUUAACUUUUUAACGGACAUAGAUUCCUAAUUUGUGUUGUCCUGUUUGAAGCCUCGUUUUUUUUAAAGAUUAAGGUCACACUUCUCAGUUUACUUUUUCAUUUUCAAAAAAAAAAAAAAAAAAAAAAAAAUCAGAUGCAAAUCAUGAUGCUAUGCUUUUAAAUGUCUUUUGAUUAUAAUUAUGUGAAAGCAAUAGUUUCACAUUUUGGAAAAUACAAUUCAAAGACAGGGAAGCUUCUUUCUCACAUCUGUCUGUUAAAUAUGAAGCUACAGCUAACAAUUAUUUAGCUUAGCUUAGCUUAAUUCCACCAGAGCCUAUAAAACGAGCUAUAUUAAAUAUUAUAUUGAUCCUUUUUUAAAGUAGAAACAGACAACUUUUCCCCCUUAGUGUUUCCAACUGGUAUCAUUGUUGGUGCCGUUGUUUCAAAGAUAAUUGGAUCACUCUUGUUUACCUCAGAGCUGAGCUGCCAUCACAGUUACUUUGGUUGUUUCACCAUCUACCACUCCACUACUGGGGACAGUUACUGCAAAGAACUUACAGUGAUACUAGUAAAUAAUUGGAGAUAGCUACGGAUAGCUACUGGGGAAAAUUAAAGUGCUCUCCUUUUCCUGUUUUGGUUGCACAAUGGUUAACGCAUAUCAUUUGUACCAUAAAUGGAGCCUUCAUUUUCAGGGAGAUCGUACCUGUUGGCAGAUCGGCAUAAUGAAAGUGAGACUUUUAGGGAACGAAUGGUGUCAUUAUUCUAUAGCCAUUACAUUACACAAUCAACAUUUACUUCAUAGUGAUAAGUUAAAGAAAAAAAAUCAGCAACUUGUCUGUUCCCACUUAAGCUAAGUAUAAAAAACUUUUUUCAGGUAGUUAUUGGCUGGACUAUUUAAGAUACCAUUAGAUCAGGUUUUUUGCAGGUCCUCGUAAAAGUCAAAAAGCCAAUCAUUUAAAUUUUAGUCCUUAAAAUGUUCUUAGUAUGAUUUUGACAGGUCUUAAAAAUUGAUUGCAUCGUAAAGUUCAUGUUACUUUUAUAAAGCUGUGUUAACUUUUGGGAAACAAUUUGUAUUGAUCACAAUGUAACAAAACUACAAAACAAAACCAACAUGGAGCCGACAGCCACGGAUGCAAACUGCAGCUUGGUCAGAAUUUAUUAGGUAGCAUGGCGUGUCCUCCCGUAAAGCUACUUCUAGAAGUAGUAAGUUAUAAUUGUGUCUGUUAACUUUUUUCCCUCGUGUCCUUCUUUAUGCCAGUAUGGACAUGAAAUAGGUCUGGAUUUGCAUUUAUAAUGGUCUUAAAAAAGGUCUGUAAAAGUCUUAAAUUUAUUUGUUGAAACCCUGUCAGAUGAAGUUUAUUACAUUGGAACUAAACCAGGCUCGCUGUUGCUUCCUGUCUCCACCCUUUAUGCUAAGCUAAGCUAAUCAGCUGCUGGCUGUAGCUUUACAUUUACCGUACAGGCAUGAAGGUGACAUUCACCUUCUCAUGUAACUCUCUGCCAGUAAGCCUUUCCCAAAAUGUUGAACUGCUGCAGCUCAUUGUGCAGCUACAACACUUGACCUUCACAUUUAGGGCAGUCACUGCACAUAAAUAAUGGUAAUAUAGAGACUUCCCUAAGCUCUGAUGACAAGAAACCUGACCACACAUUUACCCAACAAGAAAUGGGAACACAUGUUGUUCUCUUAUUGAAAAAAUGAUGUUUUUUUGGUACCAUAUUCCUGCAUGUCAUCUCAGCGUCAAAUAGAGUCUUAUGUUCACAGCAGGUGUGACAUAUAUUGCAGCUUACAGUAUGACAUCAUCUCACCUGUGGCCCAGUUCCUCGCAGCGACUCAGAGCAGUUUUUAAUGAGAUAACUGACUCAUCUGCAACGUGCAAAUCCUCGAUAUGAGACUGUGACAUUUUCCACAACAGUGUACUGAACCUAACAGCUUCCUUCUGGUUGAUUUGCAUCACUCUACAUUAACUAUUAAUUAUUAAUACUGCAUCAAUUACUCUUUGGCGACCUUCUAAUCACAUUUCUACACUGUUUGUAGUGAACAUUUGGGGAUUCCUCCCACACAGCAGGAUUAGGAGGGGAAAUAUUUGGAUGUACUUCCCUCCUCUGGACAUGAUUUUCAGCUCUUAUCCCAUAAAUGUAAAUAAGGAGACAUAUCUGGGUUUACAGAGCCGGUGGAGGAGCCGUUUGAACCAACAACUCGUAUCCAAAAAUAGCAGGAGGUUUUGUCUGUUGUUUUAUUUUUCCGGAGCUCAACACAUUUUGUGUUCUCGUUCACCACCGCGUCUAGACAUCCGAACCGCUCCCCCCCGUUUUAAAUUCACCACACAGCACGUGUCGCCUUUUUGUGUUUCUCCUUCGACUGCACACAGGGCCUGCUGCAUUUAUGUAUGAGUACACGAGGGCAGGUGUGAAAGGCGCGAUUGUGUAAGGGGAGAAGCCUCACACAAGUUUUAUGGCUCGUUGGGGACCUCCGAAGAGGAAAUGAAUCUAGUUAUGUAAGCUGUUGCCAAGCUGUAUGCAGUGAGGGUGAUUUAAAUUCUAGCAGGAGUGAGAGAAGUAAUGUGGAGCCGUGCUCUGUGUCCAACAUCUCCUCUCACACUCUGAUGAUAGCGAAGUUUUUCUGUAUCUAGGGCAUUAAAAAAAAUACUCGCCACUUUGUUCUGUUACACUUGACGCUUACACCAUCUCGUCUGUGAUAUACAAAGGUCACACAGCAUCAUGCUACACCUUUACAUACAGUAUAACUUACAGCUGAUAUCAUGUUGUCUCUGAAAACAGACAAACUGUGACUUCUGAUCAAACCUGUUGAGACUGUCCUCAUAAUUCCGGCUUUAUCUACUAACAUCAGUGCAGAAAAAGACAGACCGAGAUUUCAUUUGUCACCACGUCUAGGACAAACUGUCUAGACAGUUAUUCUCUGAGACGUGGGAGCACUUUAUGGACAGCAACACCUUGGACGACUUAACUGGUGGCUGCAGGCAAAACAAACGAGCCGAGUUUGGCACUUUACCUCAAGCAGAGGACACUCGCGGGGCUCUUAUAUAACCUUCAUGUGCACUCUAUCCUCCAGACUGUUGUGCUGUCAGUUGUCUUGCUGGCUAUAUUUACAUGCUCUCUGUACCUGAGAAAUAUGAGAUGUAGCUCAAUUGUUAAUAUGUGCACCUGUUGUUUCUAGUAGCAACUGGCUGCCUGGUUCUACCUACCAUGAUUUGCAUGUCAACAUGUUAAUAAAAGUCGUCAAAUUA
Molecule: messenger RNA, 8242 nt
Organism: Epinephelus fuscoguttatus (brown-marbled grouper)
Lineage: Eukaryota; Metazoa; Chordata; Actinopteri; Perciformes; Serranidae
Gene: slc9a7
Product: solute carrier family 9 member 7
Exons: 16
Coding region: 353-2443 (696 amino acids)
Biological process (GO): proton transmembrane transport; regulation of pH; sodium ion transport
Cellular component (GO): recycling endosome; membrane
Molecular function (GO): sodium:proton antiporter activity
Source: RefSeq, a predicted model, not a curated record